Molecule: messenger RNA, 5377 nt
Organism: Cyanistes caeruleus (blue tit)
Lineage: Eukaryota; Metazoa; Chordata; Aves; Passeriformes; Paridae
Source: RefSeq, a predicted model, not a curated record
UUUCUUCUGGGUUUUUUGCAGAGAUUCUUUCAUGGAUCCUGUUGUUGUAAGGAUCAAUAUAAACACAGCUAAAAUACUGAUGCAAAUGAAAGAAAGCUCUCGGAUGCUCCACUGGUUUCUUUCAUUUCCUACUGGCUCCUAAAUUUGUAUGUGGUGGAUCCAAAGCUAGGGAAUGCACAAGAGCUAACAGAUGCACAGUGCCAGUGGGCUGUGCUGUGGCACAAGGACAGUGUCAACUGUGAUAAAAAGUAACAGCAGCAUCAAACUGACCAAAAUAUUUUUAGCAUGUCUGGUGUAGAAAUUUUUACUAAGAUGCAAUACAUAAUAGGUGGAGAUGUUAUAGUUUUUCCUCAUAAGAAACAAUAAGAUGACAAUUCAUAAAUUAAAGGCAAGUCAAGAAGUUUGUCUACUCUAGAAUAAUACUGGACAACUGCUGCAGUUCUUACCUUCAUUAUUCUAUUAGCCAGUGCCAUUAUCCUUAGUCUGUGAGCUGAAAAAUGAUUAAUGCUCAUGGUUAUUUCCACACAUAAUUGCUGGGAGAACGGGAAUUUACUUACACUAAUGGCAGCAAAAUGGAAAUCAUGCACCCAUGACUAAACAACGAGAUAAUUAUCAGAGGGUGCAAUGAAUGUUUAAAUAAAAAAUCAGAGACUGGAAAGUGAGGUCUAAGAAAAGGAGAGGAAGGAGGGGAAGAAAAUAAAAAAAAAAAAAAAAAAGGAGAGAAAGCAAAAGCAAAAAGUGGAAAAAAACUCAUCAUCAUAUAAACUAAAGCAAGAGGUUAGGACAUGACCUUUGCAUCAGCAACAAUCAUGUGCUCCAAUUUCCACAAUAUCUUGGUAAGAUCAUGUUCUUUCAGUAAUGAUGCUUCACCAUGUUCUGCGUCUUGUACCUUUGAAAAUGCACCUGACAACAUCUGACAUCUCAAGAUAAAUGGUACACAGAAGUGAGAGCAAUGAAAUGCUCCCCUGCUACAGCUACAAAGGCAAUCCUUUGAGAUGAGAAAAUGGAAAAUGAUCCCUUUAAAAGCAAGGAACUUGAACAAUACUUGCUUCUUUUUUUUAUGGUGUCAGCAACUUCUGAGUCUUAAUCUACCCUGGAUAGACCACCCAUGAUGAGAGAAGCUGAAACACGAACAAAAUCAAUGUAGAGUAUCUGAAAGAAAGAGAGUUAGAAGACAAAAGAAAUGGGAGAGCACACACAGUGGGUCUGAACUGAGCAAUGAUGAAGCAACUGGUAUUGGUGCUGGCCAUUUGGCCUUUGUUUUCCUCACUGCAGCUGCUGAAGCAAGUGGGUUCAAAUCGGUGUAGCAACAACAGUUAUGCGAUAAAUGUGAUGCUCAUGAACUACUCAGAUUUCCCAUCAAGUACUAAUAGUUUGAAGUCAGCUGUGAAGCAAGCCUUGGAAAGGGUACGAAAGGAAUUCCAGAUGACAGGAGAAAAUGUUACAGUGGAUGCCACCUUCCACCCCUUUAAUUCAUCACUCUAUGUCUCACAAGGCUGCCGUACUAGCACCUGUGAAGGUGUGGAGCUCAUCAAAACCAUUUAUGAUUCUGGCACACUUGGCUGUGCCGUCAUAGGACCCGCUUGCACUUAUGCCACCUACCAAAUGGUCUCACUUGAAACAAUACUGAGCCUGCCUCUGAUCUCUGUAGGGAGCUUUGGACUGUCCUGUGACUACAAAGUAAACCUAACGCGCCUUCUGACCCCAGCCAGGAAACUGAACCAAUUCUUCUAUUAUUUUUGGAGACAUUCUGGUCUGCCAUUCAAAACCACGACCUGGGAAUCUGUCUACAUUUACAAGAGAAUUGAUACCUCAGAGCCAUGCCUCUGGUACAUGAAUGCGUUAGAUGCUGGAAUCACAGAGUUCUCUGAAAAACUCAAGUUCAAGGACAUUUUAAGAACUCCGGAACUGCUUAGAAAAACUGUGCAAAGUCCAAACCGGAAAAGCAAUGUGAUCAUCAUGUGUGGCUCUCCAGAGGAUGUCAGAACAGACCUAGGGAUGGAGAAGGUGGAUAAUGACAUCGUUAUCAUCCUGAUAGAUCUCUUCAAUAACACGUACUUCAAGAAGAACAUCUCAGCUGAUUACAUGCACCACGUACUUGUCCUGACUCUGCCACCAACUAAUUACAGCUACAAUACUGUAAUUAGAGACUACAUAGAGAUGGAGGACAACAGCCUGAUGGAAGAUGACUUUCUUGCUGGCUAUUUUAAUGCAGUGUUGCUGUUUGGACAUGGUCUCAAGAAAUUUGUUGUCUCCCAGAGCCCAGUGUCACCUUUCAGUUUAAUCACUGAAUUCCGAAAUACCACUUUUGAAGGUGUAAUGGGUCCUGUGACUCUAGAUGAAUUUGGAGACAUUGAUACCAAUCUGACCGUGCUGUACACGUCACAGACUGCAAAUUAUUUCAAACCUCUUCUGUAUUUCAACACUCAAAGCAAUGAGACAUACGAGGCGACUAACAGUCCUGAUUUUAUCUGGAAGAACCACAGGCUGCCCAGUGAUACUCCAGGCACUGGCCCACAUGUCUUGACUAUUGCUGUCUUUACACUCACAGGAAUUGUGAUUCUGGUUCUGAUCAUCUCUUUGCUGAUUCUAAGGAAGUACAGGAGAGAUAAUGAGCGCCGGUGGAAGAAAUGGUCCCAUAUACCACCUGAGGAAAUCUUGCCUCUGGAGACCAGUGAGACGAGUCAUGUUAGUUUGAAGAUUGAUGAAGAUAAGAGACGUGACACCACCCAGAGACUGCGCCAGGGCAAAUAUGACAAGAAGGUGGUGAUCCUAAAGGAUCUCAAAAACAGUGAUGGUAAUUUCUCAGAGAAGCAAAAAAUGGAACUGAACAAGCUCCUACAGAUUGAUUAUUACAACCUGACCAAGUUCUAUGGCACUGUGAAGAUAGACACCAUGAUCUUUGGGGUGAUUGAAUACUGCGAAAGAGGUUCUUUGCGGGAUGUUUUAAAUGAUAAAAUAUCCUACCCUGAUGGCACGUUCAUGGACUGGGAAUUUAAAAUCUCAGUCAUGUAUGAUAUUGCCAAGGGGAUGUCUUACCUGCACUCAAGCAAAACUGAAGUCCAUGGUCGACUCAAAUCCACAAACUGUGUAGUAGACAAUCGCAUGGUAGUAAAGAUCACUGAUUUUGGCUGUAAUUCAAUUCUGCCUCCAAGGAAAGACCUGUGGACAGCUCCUGAGCAUCUGCGGCAUGCUGAUGUAUCUCAGAAGGGUGAUGUAUACAGCUAUGGCAUCAUUGCCCAAGAAAUCAUCCUACGCAGAGAGACGUUCUACACUGGACACUGCCGGGACUACAGAGAGAAACUUUACAGAGUGGAGAGCGGCAAAGGAGUAAAGCCAUUCCGACCAGACCUGACCUUGGAUACAGUGGGAGAAAGACAGAUAGAAGUAUAUACACUAGUGAAGAGCUGCUGGGAGGAAGAUCCAGAGAAAAGACCUGACUUUAAGAAAAUUGAAAGUACUCUGGCUAAAAUAUUCAGUAAUUUCCAUGGCCAGACCAAUGAAAGCUACAUGGAUACCCUGAUCCGGCGUCUACAGCUGUAUUCCCGGAACCUGGAACACCUGGUGGAGGAAAGGACAGAGCUGUACAAAGCAGAGAGAGACAGAGCAGACAGGCUUAAUUUCAUGUUACUUCCAAGGCCAGUAGUAAAGUCCUUGAAGGAGACUGGCCUGGUUGAGCCAGAGCUGUUUGAAGAAGUCACUAUCUACUUCAGUGACAUUGUUGGCUUCACCACGCUCUGCAAAUACAGCACCCCUAUGGAGGUGGUAGAUAUGCUCAACGAUAUCUACAAGAACUUUGACCACAUUCUUGACCAUCAUGAUGUUUACAAGGUGGAGACCAUUGGUGAUGCUUACAUGGUGGUGAGUGGUUUACCAAAGAGGAAUGGCAACCGGCACGCAGUGGACAUCUCCAUGAUGGCUCUGGACAUCCUCAGCUUCAUGGGAACUUUUGAACUGAGACAUCUGCCAGGGCUGCCUGUUUGGAUUCGCAUUGGAAUUCACUCUGGUCCAUGUGCGGCUGGUGUGGUUGGAAUAAAAAUGCCUCGUUACUGUUUGUUUGGAGAUACAGUAAACACAGCUUCGAGGAUGGAAUCCACAGGCUUGCCAUUAAGGAUUCAUGUAAACGGUUCCACAAUUAACAUCCUGAAAAGAACAGACUGCCAAUUCCAGUAUGAAGAGAGAGGAGAAACGUACUUAAAGGGCAGAGGAACAGAAAUUACCUACUGGUUGACGGGUACUGAGGACAAGAAAUACAAUCUCCCAACACCUCCUUCUGUGGAGAAUCAGCAACGGUUACAAGAUGACUUAGCAGAGAUGAUAACCAAUAGUCUUCAGAAAAGGGAAAAUGAAGGAUCCAAGGCACAGGAGCUUUCACGGUGUGACUCAAAAAGCUGCAGCAACUCUCUGGACAACUUCAUGUGGAGACUGGAGGCUUAUAGACUUAGAGGAAAAAGAAAACAUCUUUUCAAGCAUCCUUUUUACUGUCUGACCUGCUAUCAGCAAAUCAAACCUCUCUUCACUGUAACAUUGAAAUUGUUGGAUGACUCUAUUAGGACACAUGCAGCAUGAUCUGAAGUAAAUGAAAAUGUUUGCACUUGAGUCUGGAAAAUAGUGGGGGUUUUUGUUUUAGUUAGGUUUUUUUUAAACUGUGAUAGCCUGUUCAAUAAUCCACUCUGAAAAUAUUCACAGCAAAAUCUUAAUUUGUCAUGAUCUUUAGAUGUUGUAUUUUUAUUUGAAGAAAGAUUUGGUGUAAUAUAUUUCAAAAUAUAAUUAAAUAUAUGUGUAAAACCUGGAUAUAUUGCUAUUUUGUUUCUUCUGCUGUUUUCCUCUGUGUUUCACAUGUUUUCUUUAAUCAAGCUGACUUUGUUCAAGAGACAACACUUGUGUUAUUUACAUUAGGAACUUAUUCCAGAAGUAUGGUUUCUAAAGUUUAUCUGAAUCUCCUGGGCCUGAAAAAUGAAAUUGUCAUUCUUGCAAAACAAGACACUUUCAUAUCUUUUCACCACUUCUGCUUCUGCCCACAAACCAGAAGUGAAACAGAAAUUAAGGAAAUAAAAUCAUCUGGACUUCUUAACCUCAGACCUUUUCAAUUCAACUUUUGGAUGCAGUUUUACAGUCAAGCAGGUUUUACUCAGAUGACUCGUUCUUCAACUGACACCAUGGCACUGAUAUUAAUACACAGCUUUAAAAAGCAACAAAAGCACAGGGGCCACAUGUUUAAGGAAAUCAGCAUUCACAUGAAGAAAUAACAUCUAGUGAGUGAAUAACAUCUGCUUUUGCAAGGGCCUUUUGUGCACUGUUAGCUUUCAAUGCAGAAGUACUUCCACCGUUGUCAAAUAUUGGUCAGUAUCCAAACAAUAAAAUUGGUGCAAAAUUA